GACGACAAGUAGCACCCGUGGGAAUAUUGAUCAUUAUAGCAGAGUAAAAAAAGGUUGCGGAUAUGGAAUAUCAGCAGUCCAUAUACAAGCCUUUGUCAUGUCUCUCCCUUGAAAGCUGUCCCCCAUCAGCCGCCAUGGAAUUAACCAUGGACAACGUCCUCUUCCCUACUCAUCCUUCACAAACUAAUAAUCAUAUCAUUUCAGCUUCUUCAUCUGUCCUGGGCGACGUCGACCCCGACGACCACAGCACAGUUUCAACACCUAUAGCUCCCCAGGACGAUGAAAAGCCCCAUAAAAAGGCCCACGAUCCUGAUUCAACUGACAAGGGCACAGCAACUAAGAAGCCUCGUCAUCGUCACAGUCCAAACCAGCUCGCUGCCCUCAACGAGCUCUAUGAGAAAAAUGAGCAUCCCAGCCUAGACGACAGGACAGAGCUAGCUGAGAAGCUUGGCAUGGAAACGAAGACUGUUAAUGCGUGGUUUCAAAACAAGAGAGCUUCUACCAAGAAGCGCAAUAAACCAGCACCAACUGACGCACCGCCCCAAAAAAGUCCAUCAUCUACGCUUCCAUCAAUAGCAAACCUUUUAAACUCCUCACCCCCUCCACCCUCACGUAACCUCUCAUCCCGCUCCCAUCCCUCAUCAUCACGCAAGAAACAGAAAGAAAUUCUUCUCCUUCAUGACCACCAUAUCAGUGAACCUCAUUAUAAUCACGACAAGUCUUUCGCCCCCGAAUUCUUGCCGCAGGAUCGCUUCGUGCCUGAGAGCCAGCCUGUCGAUAGCGAUCGGCACCAUGCCGUUUAUGCCGAAAGGGGCCACUUUGUACCCGACGCGGAUAGCCGCUUUGUCUCCGAGAAUGACGGCGCCAGUGAUGGCGUUACGUCUCGAAAGGGCAGAGGCGAGCCAGCUCGCAAUAGAACAACCCCUGAGCAAGCCGAUGAGCUUCGUCGUGCAUAUGCGAUGAAUGCACAUCCAAGCAAGGAUGACAGAAUAGAACUCGCUGAGCGAAUUGGCAUGCGCACUCAAAGCGUGACAAAUUGGUUCCAGAAUCAGCGCACCCAGGCCAGAAAGCACAAGGAAGACCAUCAUCCCCUCACGUCUUCGUCAUCGACAACUGCAGAUGGCUCCUCUGUUCCAUCUCACCCAUCUUCUGUCAUCGAUGAUGAUCAUGGGCCUCAUCUGUCCCAUCUCAACUUCCCUCCAAGAGCAUCUCAUCCAUCCCUUGUCCCGGAUCGCCACCUGCCUCUUCCCGCUCUUCCCUUCCUCAAGUUGUCUCCACCUGAACUCGAUGAAGUGAAGAUACCACGCAGCCGGAUGUCUUUGCCGCCAUCUUCGAAUCCGCGUCUCACUUCACCCCGCAUCCGAAGAAGCGUCACUCCAUACUCAAGGGACCUCGAAGAGAUGCCUCGAACUAAUGAGGGCGCUAAAGGCGAGGACUCACAUGCUCGUCCUCGCCGCUCUCGCCCUGAGCCGUACCAGUUGGAAGCACUCAAAAAGCUUUUGCAUCGCACCUCGACGCCAAGUAUCGAGCAAAGGAACGCCCUUGCCCUAGAAGUUGGAAUGGACAUUGGCAAAGUCACAAACUGGUUCCGUAACAUUCGUCAGACUGCCCGCAAGCGGGCCAAACGGGCUGGUGUUCCUCUCCCUCGCGCACCCAGGGGCCGUGGAUAUCAAUACAACUUUUCCCGCGAAACUUCGUCAGGCUCAUCUUCCCAAGAGGAAGACGAAGACGAUGCAAUGGAUCUGGAUGACGAGGACACUAUGGAGUUCGAUAUCGACGAACGCAGCGAAGAGGACUUUCAGGAGGCAGUCACCCCUGGCAUGUCGCCUUCUCCUCCUCCUCAAAAACGCAUUCGGACACAUGUCCCACUUCCAAUGCCCCGUGGUGUGGGUGUCGAAAGCAUGGGCGUGGGACUCAUUGAGCCUGCUGCCUUUCAAGAGCUUGAGAUGGCCGUGGGAAUGUCUGCGGGACCUAGCGAGUAUGUCAGUGCGGACACGGGCAUGCACACUACCACGUUCUCCGGUGUGAAGAUCGAGGACGCCUUGCUAUUAUUGAGCUUCCAUCAACAUGUUGUGCAUUAGGAUUCUUGAUCACCGUUUCAGAGUUAUUUAUGUCACCAACAUGAAGUGUUUCAAGGCCUGCCCACCAAGUGUAUCGACUAUCAUUACCCAUUCGCGCGUUUCCGCAGUUGAUCUUCGCUUCCCCAUCAUCAUCCCACGAUAUUGCAUACCGCAUGGAUGCGUCCAUAUUCAUUAUUGUUGCUUAAUUGCCUAUAUUUUGUUUUUCUUGCCAUCAUUUUCCAAGGUCCUCACCGCGUACAAUACACGAGUUCGAUUUUAUCUCUCUGUACUGGCACGAUUUGUAUGCUCUCCUGGUAUUUAAACAAAUGUGUUGCGGUGCAUAACUAUCUAGUCGGU
Molecule: messenger RNA, 2417 nt
Organism: Suillus clintonianus
Lineage: Eukaryota; Fungi; Basidiomycota; Agaricomycetes; Boletales; Suillaceae
Exons: 5
Coding region: 63-2081 (672 amino acids)
Biological process (GO): regulation of transcription by RNA polymerase II
Molecular function (GO): DNA-binding transcription factor activity, RNA polymerase II-specific; RNA polymerase II cis-regulatory region sequence-specific DNA binding
Source: RefSeq, a predicted model, not a curated record